AUGUCGUUCACCAUCCCAUCACAGCAGACACAGAUCGUGCUGCGCGAGCGUCCCACCGCUGCCAUCCAGCACACGCUCGGUGCCAACGACUCGACCUACGAGAAACGCACCGUGGCCGUUCCACAGGAAGCCGAGCUCAACGAUGGCGAGGUGCUGGUGCGUGUCGAGUACGUCUCUCUGGACCCUGCCAUGCGAGGCUGGUUGCGCGAUGUGCGAUCCUACCUCCCGCCCGUCCAGAUCGGCGAGGUGAUGCGCGCUGGCGGUGUCGGUGUCGUCGUUGCCUCCAAGUUCCCCGGUCUUUCCAAGGGCGACCAGGUCAGCGGUAUCCUCGGCUGGCAGCAGUACGCGCGUUUGGCCGGUAAGAGCGUCGAGAAGCGCACCAUCCGUGAGGGCGGCUCGCUGCUCGAUUACCUCGGACCGCUCGGCUCGUCGGGUCAGACGGCUUACUGGGGCAUCCUGGACGUAGCAGCCAUCAAGGAGGGUGAUGUCGUUGUCGUCACGGGCGCCGCCGGCUCGGUCGGAAGCAUCGUCGUCCAGCUUGCCAAGCUCAAGGGCUGCAAGGUCAUCGCCGUCGCCGGUGCGGAUGACAAGUGCGAAUGGCUCAAGUCGUCGCUCGGGGCCGACGAGGCUCUCAACUACAAGCACCCUGACUUCAAGCAGACCUACCGCGAGCUCGUUACCAAAAAGUACGGUUACAUCGACGCUCUUUUCGAGAAUGUCGGUGGCGAGAUCCUCGAUCUCUCGCUGCUCUGCAUGAAGCCCCACGCCCGUGUUGCGCUGUGCGGUGCCAUCGCCGACUACAACAACCCCAAACCUGAGGGUCUCAAGAACUACACCACCAUCAUCGCCAUGCGCAUCAAGAUGCAGGGCUUCAUCGUCUUCGACUACGCCAAACGCUACAGCGAGGCGGAGGACAACAUGGUCAAGUGGAUGAACGAGGGCAAGCUCGCUCGCAAGUUCCACGUCGUUGGCGAGGAGCUGGAUGCCAAGGCGAGGGAGCAGGGCCAGAGUCUGGAGCAGUGUCCCAAGGCGCUUGUUGAUCUCUUUGCCGGAAAGAAUGUCGGAAAGAUGGUCGUCAAGGUUGCUCCCUGA
This is a messenger RNA of Sporisorium graminicola, 1092 nucleotides long. RefSeq lists its product as uncharacterized. The coding region runs from base 1 to 1092 and encodes 363 amino acids. Gene Ontology annotation, molecular function: oxidoreductase activity, acting on the CH-CH group of donors, NAD or NADP as acceptor. The transcript has a single exon. The record is from RefSeq and is a predicted model, not a curated record. Lineage: Eukaryota; Fungi; Basidiomycota; Ustilaginomycetes; Ustilaginales; Ustilaginaceae.